This is a messenger RNA of Eucalyptus grandis, 559 nucleotides long. RefSeq lists its product as uncharacterized. The record is from RefSeq and is a predicted model, not a curated record. Lineage: Eukaryota; Viridiplantae; Streptophyta; Magnoliopsida; Myrtales; Myrtaceae. The transcript is spliced from 2 exons. Bases 187 to 552 code for a protein of 121 amino acids.
CCGCCCUACCACCAUCCUUGAGCCACCGCCCCACCGUGGCCACCACGGUCAGCGGCAAAGCUGUUGAGCAGCAGACCAGAUCUGGCCGUUGAGCGACGACGGUUCCACAUUUGGAAGUGCGUCUCCCUCCGCCGUUGUGUGAAUGAGCCGUCGUCACUGGUGGCCAAGGCUCCUGAUCUGGCACAAAUGGAACUUGUUCUACCCAAUGGUAGUUUUCUGUUUCGGUCGCAUCUCGUGACAGAACAAACCUGGACGCUUCCAAUCCACGGAUAUUGUGUUGAGUGGUGGAAGGAGAGACCAGCUUCAGCCAUUGACUCUCUUCCGACCAAAUCCAGUCCCUUGCCGCCAGAACUAGAACUGAGGAACCGGACGGAGGAGACGGCCAAGCUAGAGAGAUGCCGCGCCACUGCCGACUCCGUCGGCGGCAACGGCGGAGGUUGGGCUCGUGGUUGCAUACGGAAGAGGAGGAAGAGAGAAGUCCAGUUGGAUUGGGAGACUGCAAGACCAGAGGGACGAAUGGCCAACAACGACUCCGCUGAUAUCGGGAGGUAAACUCACG